Molecule: messenger RNA, 288 nt
Organism: Closterium sp. Yama58-4
Lineage: Eukaryota; Viridiplantae; Streptophyta; Zygnematophyceae; Desmidiales; Closteriaceae
Source: the annotation of a GenBank genome assembly
GUCAUUGGAGGACAACUACUUGACCGGUACUAUACCAACUACACUGGGGAAAUUGUCAUUCAUGGCUCUCUUGGAUCUGAGUCAGAACUCCAUAUCAGGGACUAUCCCGGCCAUCUUUAGCAACCUCCGGGCUUUGAAUUACUUGGCGUUGAACUCCAACCAGCUGAGCGGCACCCUCCCUUCCUCCUUGGCCAACUGCACUUCCCUCGGCUUUCUCCUGCUCAACAAUAACCAGCUCUCAGGGUCUGUUCCGGACACCCUAUGGAAACUGUCCAACCUCCAAAAGAU